AUGGCUCCAUAUAAGGCUCUGUAUGGCAAAAAAUGUCAAUCUCCGUUAUGUUGGUAUAAAACUGGGGAAAGAAGUUUGUUAGGGCCUGAGAUGAUAGCUGAAACUACUGAGCAAAUAAAGAAGAUUCAUAGCGGAAUGCUUAUAGCCCAGAGCCGUCAGAAGAGUUAUGCUGAUCAGAGGCGAAAGCCUUUGGAAUUUGAACAAGGAGAGCAUGUCUUUCUGAAAGUUACACCGACCACUGGAGUGGGAAGAUCUAUUAAGACCAAAAAACUGAAUCCCCGUUAUAUUAGACCGUUUGAGAUCCUGAAAAGAAUUGGGCCGGUGGCUUAUAGGAUUGCCUUACCGCCACAUCUUUCGAAUUUGCACGAAGUGUUUCAUGUGUCGCAGCUUCAGAAGUAUACUCCUGACGUAAAUCAUGUUCUGGAACCGAAACCAAUCCAAGUAAGAGAAUAUCUAACACUUCCAGUAACUCUGGUGAGAAUUGAUGACACCAGUGUUAAACAAUUACGUGGGAAGGAAGUAUCAUUGGUGAAAGUAGCUUGGAGUCGAGCUGGUAUCGAGAAACAUACAUGGGAACUCGAAUCAGAUAUGCAAAAAGACUACCCACAUCUCUUUUCAGGUAAAUGA
Molecule: messenger RNA, 627 nt
Organism: Arachis duranensis
Lineage: Eukaryota; Viridiplantae; Streptophyta; Magnoliopsida; Fabales; Fabaceae
Exons: 1
Coding region: 1-627 (208 amino acids)
Source: RefSeq, a predicted model, not a curated record